CUCCCAAUCUUCCUGGCCGUACUCCUCACACGGGUAGGGUUUAGUGUGUGUGUGAGGACUGAUGAGAGGUGUACAGCUGUGAUUACUGUACCGGUUUGUGCAUGUUUGUUAAAGGUAUAAUCCGCUUGUAGCACCUUGUCCUGUCCGGGCGGAUCACAGCACCGGAGUGUCGCGCAGGACGGACGUGCGCAGGCUCGCGCGCGCUCGCUACGGUCACAGACGCGAGGCGUUUCACCCCGGAGAGACGCGAUCGCAGUUAAUCAUCUCGAGCAUGGAGUCCAGGCUUCCUGAAACCCGCCGAUGAGGUCGUCAUCCCGAAGAGCUUCUUCUGCACAGUUUGUGAUACGAUGACAUGACGACGCUGACUUCCUGUGAGCCGUGGAAGCGGCGCGCGAGCGCGUACUGGAGCGUUGCAGAACGAAACGGCAGCGCCGAGCCGAACGCUCUCAGAUAGUGCACCUGUUCGUCCUCGUCCUCACCCUCGUCCACCUGCUGCCAGAAUGGCGUCUGUACAGCCACGGGGCUUCACUGGUUCCCUCAUCAUCCUCUUCAUCAUCAGCAGCAGCAGCAGCAGCGGGCACACUCACGCCAUCCCUCGUGUCACCUUUCCUCUCGAGAGCCCUGGUCGGCCUUUUACGCUCUUCACUCUUCCUGAUGUUUAUAACACCACCACUCUCCUGCUGAGCGACGAUGAGGAGAUGCUGUACGUGGGAGCGAGAGACGCCGUUCUCUCCCUCAAUAUCAGCGACGCAGUCAGCCUGCAGCUCAGCAUCAAGAUCGACUGGUCGCCCACGGAGACCGAUCUGCGUGACUGCCUCUUGAAGGUCUCGAGUGAGACGGACUGUCCCAACUUCGUGAGAGUGCUGCAGGUCCUGAACUCCACGCACAUGUUCGCGUGUGGAACGUUUGCCUUCAGUCCUCGCUGCAGCUACAUCAGCUCUGAGCAGUUCUUUCUGGCUGCGAGACCCGAGGAGGGCCGAGGCCGCUGCCCUUACAACCCCUACCACAAAAACACGGCCAUUACUGUGGGUGGAGAACUUUACACCGCCACGGUGGCAGACUUCAAAGGGAAUCGUCCCGUCAUCUCUCGUCACCUGAGUGAAGGAGACCGUGUGGAUAUGAAGCUGGAUGAUACCGCAGGCUGGCUAGAAGAGCCCACCUUCAUCAGCUCCGCCCACAUCCCGAGCGAGGGGAAGGUGUAUUUCUUCUUCAGCGAGUUAGGUCGAGAGUACGACUUCAUCGACAAGUUCACCGUGUCUCGAGUCGCUCAGGUUUGCACGAGCGAUGUAGGGGGACAGCGGACUCUGCAGCGACGAUGGACCACCUUCACUAAAGCUCAGCUUCUGUGUCAGGCCAGAGGAGAACUGCCCUACAACGUCCUGCAGGACAUCACCACGCUGCGGCCACCAGAGGGCGCCAGUGCGGACGACACGCUCUUCUACGGCAUCUUCAGCUCCCAGUGGUCCGUGAACUCCGGCCGCUCGGCGGUGUGCGUGUUCAGCCUCCGAGACGUUAAAGCCGUGUUUGCCGGAAACUACAAAGUGCUGAACAGGGACACGCUGAAAUGGAGCACGCGCAUGCAGGAGAAGAUCGCUAAUCCCGGAGAGUGUGGUCUGCAUAACGCCUCAGAUAACGUGCUCCGCUUCGUCAAGGAGAACUUCCUGGCUGAUAAGAGCGUGUCUCCAGCCAAUCAAGAGCUGACAUUAGUGUCACCUGACCGGCGCUACAGCAACAUCGCGGCUCAGAGAGUGAAGGGAGCUCAUGGGAAAGAAUACACCGUCCUGUACCUGCUCACAGAAAGCGGCUACCUGCACAAAACCGUGCUGUUGGAGGGCGGAGCUCACAUCAUCGAGGAGAUCCAGGUGUUGAGGCAGCCUCAGCGAGUCAGGAACCUCCUGCUGUCCGUCUCAAAGGGCGCAUUGUUCGUGGGUUCCUCAGAAGGAGUCGCGUCCGUUCCCGUCUCCAACUGCUCACACUACUGGAGCUGUGCGGAGUGUGUGUUAGCCAGAGAUCCUUUCUGUGCCUGGGACUCAACACGGCGAGUGUGCGCUCGCGUCUCGUCCGUCACAAACCAGCCCGUUCAGGAUGUAGAUGGAGGAAACGUGUUGAAAGUGUGUACCUCCACCGUGUUGGUUCCCAGAGGACGGACCAUCAUCCCCAGUACUCCAACCAGUGUGCCGGUCUCGGUGCUUCUACAAGAGGUGGUGCAUCUUCGGUGCAUGCCUUCGUCGCAGCUGGCCGAGCUGCACUGGGUGCGCCCUGGAAGCGAGCUCUCGCCAAGCAUCUACAUCCAGGGAGAUCGUGGCAACCUCAGCUUCCUGGCCACGCCCACAACGCUGGGCACCUACGAGUGUCAGGCCGUUGAGAACGGCUUCACGCAGACGCUCGUCGUGUACGAAGUCAGACAGACGGAUAACCCCGCCCUUCCUCCUUCCUCCACUUCCCCCGGCGCCGAGACCGGAAGAGAAGCCACGACUCGGCCGACGAUCGUCGCGACGCCCGACGCCGAACCCACGGCGGCGAUGACGCAGAAGCCGAGUCCGAGCUCGACCGUGAACACGCUCGUCCCGAGCUCGUCUCACACCCCCGCUGACGGCUUGACCAACAUGCAGCGGGAGACCAGGCCGAGCUACCUGAAGGAGCUGGUGGCUGUCUCGGUGCUGUUAGCCGUGAGUGUUUGUGCGUGCUUAUCGAUGGCGGCGUACAUCUGGAGGAAGAGCUAUCGCAGCAGGACGGCGCCGCAUCUGCCCUCAUCACGCAGAGAUACAGGCGCUACAGAGGGAGGUACAGACCAGGAGACGGAGGCGCUGAGAGGUAGUUCACCUCAACUGGCGAAACACAACGGGCAGACGUCUCCGAACACACCGAGCAACGGCGUCUCAAACGGCUCCAGCGGCCACCUACCCAACAUUCCCAUCUGAGCGCCAGACGCAACACUUUCUUUUUUUUUUCCCGCUUUUUACUGAACUAAUCAGUGCUUGUGGGUGUUUAUCCACACUAUAGCCCUUUAUGUCACCUGCUUCUGAGCCAGUACCGCGCCGGUACCGAGCCGGUACCGAGCCGGUACCGCCUGCUUCCGUCAUGUUUAUUACCCGCGUAAUGAUUCUUUCAGCUCACCAGCUAAGCGUUGUUCGGACUAGAGUGACGUCGGGGACGCAUGGGUUAGUUGUUAGCACGUUUGAGGUCCGGGUCUGCACGUUCUCCCCCUGGUACUCCGGUUUCCUCCCCCGGUCCCAAGACUUGCGCUGUAUACCGAUUGGCGUUUCCAAAUUGUCCGUAGCGUGCGAAUGUGUGUGAACGUGCCCUGCGACGGGUCGCUACCCCGUCCAGAGUGUCCCCCGCCGUGUUCCCCGAGCCCCCUGGGAUAGACCCCAGGCUCCCCGCGCCCCCCGUAUCGGAUCAGCGCUACGGAAAACGGACGGACGCAUUUCGUCCGAGGAACAAAAGGAAACGCGAGCUCCAAAGCGAACGAUCCGUCAUUCCACAGAAAAGCGCUCUAAGGUCAAGAGUUCGAAUCCCGACGACGCCACGGCCGCCCGUGGUCCACGUCCCGUACUAACACGUUAACGUUUCUAUAGUGACGACUGACACAAAGCCUCGUACGGCAGACGCUCCACAUAAUCUAAUCCUAACACACUGUUUGUUUAUUUUAGGGGGGGCGGGGUUUGUUUUUCAGAAUGUCGUUAUCUAAUGUCGAACGCGGGUAAACGUUACUCCGUCAGGAGACGUGUAUUUAACUUUUAUGAAAGAAAUGUUCGCGCUGUAAGCUCUUUUUUUUUGGUCACUUUGAGUUUUCCGGCGUGAGGAAAGUCUUCAGACGGAUGAGACGCGCGAGAGGAGAUGGGCUGGCGAGGGAUCGAAGGUUUAUAGCUGCUAUAACGUAAGAGAUAACGGGAGCCGACUUGUUUUGCGGACGUUCCACGACGUUAAACGGAUAAAAAGCGUUGAGCCGAAUCGCAGCACGUAGUAGUCGGUUAUUUUCCUGUAACUGCACAUCCUGUGGUGUUGAUUCCUGUUUGUUUUUUGUUGUUGUUGUCGUUUUGUUUUUUUCUUAUCGGUUGUAUUCGGAAAAGGUUACGAACUUUGGCUUUUGCUCGGAGCAAACUGUUUGUUUCGAGUGUUUUAACGGCGGAUUUUUGGUACUCUGCUAGUUCCUGCUCUUUUCUGCGCCUUUAGGGAAUCAAAUGCACAAGCAGUAGUCCUCUAAAAACAUACACGUGCAUAUAAAACUCGCACGGACGCGGCGAGAUGCGGUUUCCAGCCCGGUCGCACCGGAUGAGCGAGCAGGCGAGAGGAGAGGAAGUGUUUAAGGGAGUUAAUCGUUGGGGGUUUCAAAGCAGACUCGGUACUUCGAGUAUUUCGCCAAAACGAUCCGCAUUUGAAUAGAAACGAUCCCGUUUCAGCGACUGCCUCGCUGAUUAACGCCGGACUCGUGCGUACGGAACCGCGCUCGCUUUCUACGGUCACGUUAGCCAGCUGAAAAGGGCGGCCACGUGGGACGUACCGAAGACGAGGUCUGAACUAUUACGCACACACUGCCACGACUCGUAAGGAGCCGCACUUUCUCCUGGGAAUGUUUCUCUGCCCUGUGCAGAUGUUGCACGAAGCUCGAGCGAACGCUUUAGCGCAAAACAUGUUUGUUUUUGUUUUUUUUUUGCAAAGACGAGACAAUCGGUACGUUUACGCGGACAGCGAUAUUCCGAUAUGAACCCGAUUGAGACGAUACUCUGAUAAGAAACGAGCACGUAAACAGAUUACUGAUGACCUUAAUCUGAUUAAAGUCACACUCGGAGUAAACACAGACGGAAUUAAGACGUGUGGAGUAUUCCUGUUUUAGUCGCGUUAUCGGCGUGCGUUACAGACGUGUACACGCCUUAAUCACACUAUUAACCUCGUGUGAGAGAUUUCACCGCAUCGUGAGACAGGACACGAUCACACACGGCAGCGCUCGACCGUCUGACGGCAAUCGAGAGAGCACGGCCGCGUCCCAAACCGCGUACUUACCUGCUACAGUAUAUAGUAGGAGAAAUACACGUGUCUCUAUAUACUAUAUAGACGGCAAGUACGCGGUUUGGGACGCGGCCCACGGCUUCAAGCAGUCGUCUAUCAGCACGUACAGCACGACUAAUAAUUAACCGCACUUGAAGCUUUCACAACAUUAAACACGAAACACCCAAACUGUAUACGGUCCCAUAACGAAGACCGACUGUACGUCGAUACGUGAAAUUCUGGAGGGAACGUCGGACGGCGUGGUGACGUAAUGACGUGUGACGUUACAUCCAUCUACGUUCUAUAACACGUGAAACCUGAACAUGAAAGGAGUAUUCUAAAAGCCACUCAUGCGUCUUACUCAGAAUAAGGUCAGUGAUCAGAUCACCGCCGUCCGUGUGGACGUGGUCAGCGUGAAUAUUUCUCAAGGUAACGCUUCUUUAGCUCGUGAAACUCCCGGAAUCGUCGAGCGUGUCCGACUUUCAGCGUCACUGCCAGGAAUCGCCACUUCCGAGCGGAGUCGGAAAAUCCGAUCUGUAGUUACUGCAGUAUUAUUAUUAUUAUUAUUAUUAUUAUUAUUAUGAUGAUUAUUAUGAUUAUUAUUAGUUUCUUUCUUCUGUAUUUUUUCCACUAAGUUGAUGGGAAGCCUGUAGCGUAUAGACACCGGGCUUUAUUCGGGAUGUGAAGUGAGCGCAGGUUCCUGUGCUGGAUUUAGAUUUCGCAGUGUUCUUUUUAAAAGGUUAUAUUUUUUAAAUCAGUGUGACUAGCGUCUCUCUCUCUGACCCAUUCAGCGACGCAGCAGUUUUUACUAUUGUGACGAGUCCUUUUGUAAUCAUCUCUUUGAUGUUUGUGUUAAACAGCUGGUGGAUAAGUCUCCUGCUGCUGUCGGCACGCCGGUAGCAGACGUGAGCGUUGUGCGCGGUGGAGAGCGUGAUUAGUGGUCUAUCUACGUGGACUUUAAGUUCAUCCGCACCUUUUCGUUUUGAAUUCUUGAGCUGUAAACGAGUCUGUACAGGAGCCGGUUCUGGACCGGGAGCGUUCCUCCGUGUGAGGGAGGGCGAACGUGUUUAAAAUAAAGGUACCGUUGAAUGUGUUUAUCGCUCACCCAGCUCGUUCUCGUUAAACAGAACGCUGACACGGUCCUUUCUGUCCUGGGUUAUGACGGUGUCGCGUUAUUUUACUGCUAAAGGGUGUGUACCUUUGAGCUCUUCUUAUUGUGCAGCAUGUCACAUGAUCACUGCUACAGAUUUGUGUUUCAACAUGAUGAUGAUGAUGAUGAUGAUGAUGAUGAUGAUGAUGCCUUCAUAUUUGUCCACUGUGAGGAACGCUGGAGGACAAACUGCCGUUGUGAACGAGACAGACGUUAUCUCCGGAGCACCAGCACUGCCCUGACACGCCGUGUGUCUCCCUGUGCAGCGUGGGAUACGACAUGUCCGUGGUGACUGUGAUUUAUUAUUGUGGUAUAUUUUCUAAUCGAGUAUCGGCACAUGUUUCUGUUAGUCCCAGUUUAAACAUUAUUACUGACUGGAUCCGAACACCUGGACUGUGAUCUGCCAGACUGGAGGCAUUUUAAUCACACACACACACACACACACACACACACACACACACACACACACACACACACACACAAUCUCUCUCACUCACUCUGUCUCUCUCUCACACACACACACACACACACAAUCUCUCUCACUCACUCUGUCUCUCUCUCACACACACUCACACACACACACACACUCUCACACACACACACACACACAAUCUCACUCACUCUCCCUGUCUCUCUCUCUUACACACACACACUCACACACACACACUCUCACUCACUCUCCCUGUCUCUCUCUCUUACACACACACACACACACACACACACACACACACACACACACACACACACACACACACAAUCUCUCUCACUCACUCUGUCUCUCUCUCACACACACACACACACACACACACACACACACACACACACAAUCUCUCUCACUCACUCUGUCUCUCUCUCACACACACUCACACACACACACUCUCUCUCACACACACACACACACACACACACACACACACUCACACACACACACACACAAUCUCACUCACUCUCCCUGUCUCUCUCUCUUACACACACACACUCACACACACACACUCUCACUCACUCUCCCUGUCUCUCUCUCUUACACACACACACACACACACACACACACACACUCCCACUCACUCUCCCUGUCUCUCUCUCAAUCUCACACACACACACACACACACUCUCACUCUCCCUGUCUCUCUCUCUUACACACACACUCUGUUUCUGUCUCUCUCUCUCUCAUACACAAACACACACACACACUCCGUGUUGUUGGACUUUUUUUUUUGUCGGUUGGGGUCACCACUGUUUAAAAGAUUACUGAUUAUAUUUUUAUACAAAUAUCUGUCAUGUAAAAAUAUAUUUUAAAUAAAUGCUUAAAAAUUA
Molecule: messenger RNA, 7453 nt
Organism: Ictalurus punctatus (channel catfish)
Lineage: Eukaryota; Metazoa; Chordata; Actinopteri; Siluriformes; Ictaluridae
Gene: sema4ab
Product: sema domain, immunoglobulin domain (Ig), transmembrane domain (TM) and short cytoplasmic domain, (semaphorin) 4Ab
Exons: 15
Coding region: 501-2921 (806 amino acids)
Biological process (GO): neural crest cell migration; positive regulation of cell migration; negative regulation of axon extension involved in axon guidance
Molecular function (GO): chemorepellent activity; semaphorin receptor binding
Source: RefSeq, a predicted model, not a curated record